Molecule: messenger RNA, 1725 nt
Organism: Capronia epimyces CBS 606.96
Lineage: Eukaryota; Fungi; Ascomycota; Eurotiomycetes; Chaetothyriales; Herpotrichiellaceae
Product: protein phosphatase
Exons: 2
Coding region: 1-1725 (574 amino acids)
Biological process (GO): protein dephosphorylation
Molecular function (GO): cation binding; protein serine/threonine phosphatase activity
Source: RefSeq, a predicted model, not a curated record
AUGUUUGGAAGCAGAAAAGACAGGGAUGUAGACACGGAUACCAUACCUGUACGCACUAGCACCGACGGCGAUAGCGAACAGCCCACAUCCCCAACCAGCGGCAUUACUGUGAAAACCAGCGACCUAAGCCCUAAGUCUCCCACCAGUCAUCGGUCUGAAGAGAAAGCGCCCUCGCCAAACACUGAACCCAGCAAGAAACGGAGAAGUAGCAGUUCCAAGGCCAAGGAGAUCUUUACGCAAGCCAAAAACUCGCUGAUUCACGGCGACAAGGACGGUCCAUUGACACCCAUGCAGAAACUAGCCAGGACCGAUCCCGCCUUGAGUGUGCCGCAAGGCUCCAACAACAAUUCCGCUGGCGAGUCGCAACCAACACCCAAUUCAUCCUUUUUGGUGGGCGUCACCGAGGACCGAAACAAAAAAUGUCGACGGACGAUGGAAGACACCCAUUCCUAUCUCUACAACUUCCUCGGCACUCCGGCUCCUGUCCUGGCCUCCUCCGAUACGUCUCUGUCCCAGAGCAAAUCCACAGAGUCCCGAAACAGUCCGAAUCCUCUACCGUCGGAUCCAGGGCAGCAUGUGGUGGAGACGGAUAAUGGCUAUUUUGCCAUUUUCGAUGGCCACGCCGGCACCUUCGCUGCUGAGUGGUGCGGCAAGAAAGUUCACGUCAUUCUGGAAGAUCUAAUGCGAAAGUAUCCCAAUACGGCUGUCCCGGAGCUGCUUGACCAGGCCUACACUGCGGCCGACAAUCAAUUGGAGAAGCUGCCACUGAAGAACAGUGGGUGCACUGCGAUCACGGCUGUGCUGCGAUGGGAAGACCGCGUACCUACCAACCACUCGGCGACAGGGUCCCAGGCCAUUGCGGCAUUGGCUGCGGCAGCCGCGAAGGAAGCAGAAAAGCACGAUAACUCCAAAGACGCCAAAGAUGCCACUCCACGAUCAAAUUCGACUGCAGAAGCUGCAGCGACGGCAAUCCAGGAAGCGAAACAGAAGGCGACGCGGCAAAGAGUGUUGUAUACUGCUAACGUGGGUGAUGCACGCAUUGUCCUCUGUCGAAAUGGAAAGGCGCUUCGUCUCUCCUACGACCACAAAGGUAUGGAUGAGAAUGAGGGCCGUCGUAUCUCUAAAGCGGGCGGAUUGAUAUUGAACAAUCGGGUGAACGGAGUUUUGGCCGUGACUCGGGCUUUGGGUGAUUCAUAUCUCAAAGAUCUGGUCACCGGACAUCCCUACACCACCGAGACUGUCAUUCAACCCGAGCAAGACGAGUUUCUGAUUCUGGCUUGUGAUGGGUUGUGGGAUGUCUGCUCCGAUCAGGAGGCGGUAGAUCUGAUCCGCCAAGUUCAAGAUCCUCAAGCUGCUUCGAAGAUGCUGGUAGAUUAUGCAUUGGCCCGAUUUUCGACAGACAACUUGUCCGUCAUGGUUGUCCGAUUCGAUUCUCAAAAGUUACAGCAAAACACAAAGAUUGACAUUGGCGUAGAAAGCGAGGCCAAGAAGGACAAAAGCGCAAUCAGCGAGGUAGAGAUGAUUGUCGGAGAAGCUCGUCGGAACUCUGGUUUUGUACAAGAAGGGGCCCUGUCUGACCAGGAUUCGGAAGAAUUGAGAGAGAUGGUGAUCAAAGAGCAGGAGGAAGAGGAGCCAGGACCCGAACUCACGCCUGAAGGAAAAGGCGAGGCGGAGAGGAUUCUCUCGGAGAAACAGGAGAACCCGGAGAAGAAUGGUGAAAGCUAG